Molecule: messenger RNA, 1830 nt
Organism: Phanerochaete carnosa HHB-10118-sp
Lineage: Eukaryota; Fungi; Basidiomycota; Agaricomycetes; Polyporales; Phanerochaetaceae
Exons: 4
Coding region: 22-1284 (420 amino acids)
Biological process (GO): L-histidine biosynthetic process
Molecular function (GO): L-histidinol-phosphate:2-oxoglutarate transaminase activity; pyridoxal phosphate binding
Source: RefSeq, a predicted model, not a curated record
AUCUCCACAGCCUACCCCGCGAUGCACGUCCUGGGUCUUGACCCAUCACUCUAUCCCGCCAAGCCCGCUCACUUUGACCUCGAGCAAGUCAUCCGCCCGAACAUUCUCGCAUUACACCCAUACCGUUGUGCGCGAGACGACUACUCACAAGGCAUCCUACUAGAUGCGAACGAAAAUGCCCUCGGCCACUCUAUCCCUUGUCACUCGCAGACCCAAGACGCUUCAGCCGCGCUUGGAAAGGAGCUCGAACCCACACUCAAGCUCGACCUCCACCGCUACCCGUCACCAACGCACGACCCAAUCAAGUCGCGCAUAGCAGACUUGCGCAAGCUACCCGGGAUCGAAUACGUCUUCCUGGGCGUGGGCUCAGAUGAGGUCAUCGACCUGCUCAUGCGCGUGUGCGUCGCGCCCGGGCGGGAGAAGGUCAUGACCACCCCGCCGACAUACGGCAUGUACUCCGUGUGUGCUCAUGUAAACGACGUCGGUAUCGUACAAGUCCCACUGGAGCUGAGCGGAAUCAACGGCGAGGGCGGAGAGACGGGCCGGUUUUCCCUGAAGAUACCCGAGAUCAAGAAAAAGAUAGAUGCUGACCCCUCCAUCAAGCUAAUCUUCCUCUGCUCGCCGGGAAACCCCUCGGGCACGCUGAUUUCCCUGUCGGCGAUCCGGUCGCUGCUCGAGUAUGAGAAGUUCAAGGGCAUCGUCGUCGUCGACGAAGCCUACAUCGACUUUGCGAGCGAUGACGCGAGCGCCGCGUCGCUCGUCACGGAAUAUGGCAACAUCUGUGUCGUGCAGACACUCAGCAAAGGUUUCGGCCUUGCCGCCAUCCGGCUCGGCAUCGCCAUGGCCCACCCGGCCCUGAUCCAGGUCCUCACGAACACGAAGGCACCGUACAACAUCUCAACGCCGACGGCCUCGCUCGCGCUCGCGGCGCUCUCACCCGAGGCCGUCGCCGCGGUGCGCAAGAAGGUCGCGACGCUCAUCGAGAGCCGCGCGUGGCUCCUCCGGGCCCUGGCGUCGCUGCCGCCCGGCAACCUCGGCCCCGCGAUCGGCGGGAACGACGCCAACUUUGUGCUCGUGCCCGUGCUCGAGAAGGGCGGGAGCGGCAGGCCCGACAGCGUGCGCGCCCAGCGGAUCGCGAAGACUCUCGCCGAGGAGGAGGGCGUCGUCUUGCGCUUCCGUGGACAUGAGCCCGGCUGCGAGGGCUGCCUGCGCAUCACCGUCGGCUCGUCGGAGGAAAACGAGACGGUCGUGGCGAAGCUAAGAGAGGUUUUCCAGAGAACAUAGGCCGGAUUAUUUCCAUAGAACACGACUAGAAAAAUUAGACGAUGCUUAGGUCAGCCAUCUCGGACGGAAUGCAAGAUAAGGCUUCACGAAGUUCGACAAGUGUCUUGCAGCUCCCGACGUAACACUCCGCCAAUCUUGAUUUUCGCGCCUAUCAUGAGUAGACUUCACAGAGAAGGCGCAAGGUUUGGUUGGCGUCGGAUGCGAUGGUCACAGAGCGUCCAGCGGUCUCUGCGCGGUCGUAUCGCAUGAGACUGCUCUAGAGAACUGAAGCGUAUUGUCAUAGCAAGAGCGACCCUACCACUCGGAAUUCUCAGUGUUUCAAAGCAUUCUUCUGACAACGGCAAAAGUAUACCGCCUCCUGAGUCGUGAACGUUCUCCGACAGACUUCCGCUCCUUCUCGGCUAACUCUCGAACAAUAAGCACGGCCCAACGUUAGAAGACCUUCGGUUGUUCCUUACUCGCUCCCGCCACUAUACGUCACCAGACAACCUCAGGGUUGAUCGUAUGUAUCCUCAUACGACUCAACUCUGGUAGAAUGCGAACCUA